This is a messenger RNA of Microcebus murinus (gray mouse lemur), 13629 nucleotides long. Lineage: Eukaryota; Metazoa; Chordata; Mammalia; Primates; Cheirogaleidae. The record is from RefSeq and is a predicted model, not a curated record.
CGCUUCAUUUGUUUUUGCCCAUCUUCAAUCUUUUCCUAUGCCAGAGCUAUUGGUGCAGGAGGGAGCAAAAACCCAGGUAAAAUCCACCUUCACCAGCACUAGCACAGUCCCUUGGACAAGCCAUUUAAGGUCUGUGAGCCCCCGUUUCCUCGGCCACAGAGUGGGACGAGUGCCUGUGCCGGUAGGAAAUGGCUUGAGAACGGAAGCCCAGCGCAGUGUUCUCUCUGCAGCCCGGCCUCUCCCUUGGAGCGCAGCGCCAGCUCCUCCCCCCAUCCUUCAGGUCGUUGCCCUCAAUUGCCCUUACUCUUCUGUGUCUUCCUUCUCUUCUCCCUGUCGUCCCCUCUCCUUCUCUCCUCUGCCUUUAUCCCUCAUCCUCCUGACGUCAGCCACUCAAGGGUGGAGGCUCAGUGCUGGACACCUGACUGAGGGUCCAGAGAACAGCCCGCGUAGGGCCUGCUCUGGCCACUGGGCGUCCCUGCCUUUGCGCCUGGAUGCCUUGCUUUCCCCCUCGCUCCCAGUCCUCGCCGUGGUGUUGGCAGGCAUUUAGUGGGCACCUGCACUCUCCGCGGCAGGAGCUGCUUCAAGAGCCUGAAAACCAGCGGCGAAUCAAAUUUUAGACAAAGAUUAUUUCAGAACGUGGAACUACGUCUGUCAGGCUCCCAGAGGCUUCCCUGAAUGCCACUGGGACAUCUGGAAACCCGCACUCCUCUCUCAGACCCCAGCAGUGGGUUUUUAAAGCAUCUAAGACCACUCGUCUGGCUCUUCUCUCCAGGGUCUCCUGGCUACUCUCUGAGCCACAUACGGUGACCAUACUUCCUAGGUAAUAGGACCAAGACAGGGCAUAGGGGAAAGAAAUGAAUGUGGCCAUGGAACAGAAAUCUGGGGGUGCCAGAGAAAACCCAUGCUCUGUGCAGUCUGUUUUCUCUGUAAUGCUGCUUCCAGACCCUCCCUCCCCUUUCCUCUCCUGCGCCUCCACCGCACCGCGCUGGGAGAUCUGAGGGCCCGCUACCUACUCCUGGCUCUGGGGCCUCACGCCACGGCAAAGAAGGAGGCUGAGCCCAGCUCCGUCCAAGAUGCUGACUUCACCCUCCCCAUCAAAGCCAGGAAAAAACAGCCACACACACUCAAAUGGACACAUACGGGGACACCCACGCGAGUGUCCAUGUGUGUCUUUGCCUUCAGCCACAUGCUAAGUGGGCGUCUGGCCACAGCCACGUGCUGCGUCCACACGCCCUGACCCAGCGGUCUCACCUGGCGUGCAGACAGCGUGCCCCAACCCACGUGGCAGAAUCAGGCACAUGCAGGCUCUUUCACGAAGUCUCUUUCACUGUCACCUGUGACUUGGCCAAGCUACACCUCAGCGGUGAGGUUUGCUGUGGGAUAGAGAGGACGCUAUCUUCAGCGUGGAGCUGGGAGUGGACAGUCCUCUGUGGCAAAGUCUCUUUUCCAGCCCCUCGCCAGGCAGCUCGUGGAGAAUGAGGCCAGGGAAGCAGCCAGUACGCUCAUGUUGGGUGUCUGCCGCCCUGUGCUCCCGCCAGCCCUGUGCCCACCCUGUAUCUGCCUCCUGCCUCUAAACCUUCCUCCUAACCUCAGGCUUUCCUCCCAUGUCUGCCCUGCACCCCGACUUCCUUCCCAAGGCUUAUAUCCAGGUGUUCAGCCAAGCCCUUGCCCAGCCCGUGCCCAAGCGCUUGCCCAGCCCGUGCCCAAGCGCCACCUGCCAUUUCUCUAGGAAUGUGCUGGGUGGGAGAAUGAAAAGGGGUUGAUGACCCCGGGCUGAGAGCAGGAGAGGGACGUGAUGGGUGAGAGAGGCAGCUCAGGGACUGGCAAGCAGGCAAGUGGGGAAAAUAGAGGAAGAGAUGGCAGGGCUGGGGCAGGGCAGGGACUUAGAGUCCCAGAGUUAGAGAGGAAGGUCACCUUCUGCCUCCUGCCCCCCACCUCUGUGCCCUGCCAUACACUGCCAGGGGAGAACUGGUGGGAGGAUGAAGGAGCCAGCACUGAGCAAUGGAUAUGAAGUGAGCCCCGAGAUCCAGCUAGAGCAGCAGCUGGGAAGAGGGGCGAGGGGAGUGCAGGGGAGGGUGCCGGAGGGGCUGGCCAUGAGGAGGGAUGUAGGCAGACAACAGAACACGGGUUGGAGAGAAGGGGCAACAGGUGGGGAAAUUGUGGGGAAAAGAGAAAUGGCAGGAAGGAUGGGGAAUGUCAAGUCGGGCAAAAGUUAGGGUGGGAGUUAAAAAUGGGACCAGGAAAGGACACGGGAGGCGGGGCCAGGGAUGGAGGGGUGAGAUUAGGUUAUGGGAGGACUCAGUGAUCCUAGACAGAUGGAGGGGGCUGAGCGAUGGCAGGAGGAGUGGAGGGCUGGCAUGUGGGAGGGCCGGGGCGGGAGGACCUGCCCUAUCUCCGCUCCCCUCCCUGACCUCAUGCUGGCCCUCCCCUUCUCCUCCCUGCUGGCUGCAGACUCCCUCCUCACUGCCUGCCCAGAUCAACAGUCAGUUGGUCCAGUUGGUCGUGGCUCAUUGAACCCCUGUUGCAGGGGACAAGAAAGAGGGACCUCCAAAGGAACGAAGGGCUUCCAAGGGGACCCCCUGCCCUGUCCCGAGACACCCCCUCCCAGGGUUGGGGACAGAGCAGGUGCAGAGGCACAGCAGCCACCCUUUGCCCAGCCUCCUGAAUGAUGCCAGCCCAGCGUCCUCUAACCUCCUGUCUGGCCCUCCUGGUGCUGCUGGGCACAGCCAGAGCAGGCCCCUUCUCUUCAAGGUCCAAUGUGACACUCCCAGCCCCACGGCCCCCUCCCCAGCCAGGGGGCCGCACAGUGGGGACAGGAGGGGGAAGCCCCUCUUCUCAGCUUUACGAGCACACAGUGGAAGGAGGGGAGAAGCAGGUGGUAUUCACCCACCGUAUUAACCUGCCCCCUUCUGCUGGCUGUGGCUGUCCCCCGGGCACUGAGCCCCCUGUCCCUGCUUCAGAGGUGCAGGCCCUGAGGGUCCGGCUGGAGAUCCUGGAGGAGCUGGUGAAGGGGCUCAAGGAACAGUGCACGGGGGGGUGCUGCCCUGCAGCUGCCCAGGCUGGCACAGGUCAGACAGAUGUGCGUAGUCUCUGCAGCCUUCAUGGAGUGUUUGAUCUGAGCCGCUGCGCCUGUUCCUGCGAGCCAGGCUGGGGCGGGCCCACCUGCUCAGACCCCAAAGACUCUGGGAUGUCCCCCUCCUCCCCACCUUCAGCCUCCGGGUCCUGCCCCGACGACUGCAACGAUCAGGGUCGUUGUGUCCGCGGUCGCUGCGUGUGCUUCCCUGGCUAUACCGGCCCCAGCUGUGGCUGGCCCUCCUGCCCUGGGGACUGCCAAGGUCGCGGGCGCUGCGUGCGGGGCAUGUGCGUGUGCCGCGCUGGGUUCUCAGGCGCCGACUGCGGCCAGCGCUCCUGCCCUCGGGGCUGCAGCCAGAGAGGCCGCUGCGAGGACGGGCGCUGCGCGUGCGACCCCGGCUACACGGGCGAGGACUGCGGCGCGCGCAGCUGCCCCUGGGACUGUGGCGAGGGAGGGCGCUGCGUGGACGGCCGCUGCGUGUGCUGGCCCGGGUACACCGGCGAGGACUGCAGCACGCGGACGUGCCCGCGCGACUGCCGGGGCCGCGGGCGCUGCGAGGACGGCGAAUGCAUCUGCGACGCGGGCUACAGCGGGGACGACUGCGGCGUGCGCAGCUGCCCUGGCGACUGCAACCAAAGGGGCCGCUGCGAGGACGGCCGCUGCGUGUGCUGGCCGGGGUACGCGGGGCCCGACUGCGGCGCGCGCGCCUGCCCACGCGACUGUAGGGGCCGCGGGCGCUGCCAGGACGGCGUGUGCGUGUGCGACGCGGGCUACGGCGGCGAGGACUGCGGCGUGCGCAGCUGCCCCGGGGACUGUCGCGGCCGGGGCCGCUGCGAGAGUGGCCGCUGCGUGUGCUGGCCGGGGUACACAGGCCGGGACUGCGGCACGCGCGCCUGCCUUGGUGACUGUCGCGGGCGCGGGCGCUGCGUGGACGGCCGCUGCGUGUGCAACCCGGGCUUCACCGGCGAGGACUGUGGCAGCCGUCGGUGUCCCGGGGACUGCCGUGGGCACGGCCGCUGUGAGGAGGGCGUGUGCGUGUGCGACGCGGGCUACGCGGGCGAGGACUGCAGCGUGCGCAGCUGCCCCGGGGGCUGCCGAGGCCGCGGCCAGUGCGUAGACGGGCGCUGCGUGUGCCACGAGGAUUACUCGGGGGAGGACUGCGCUGUGAGGCGAUGCCCGCGCGACUGCAGCCAGCAUGGCGGGUGCCAGGACGGCGUGUGCAUGUGUUGGGAGGGCUAUGCUGGCGAGGACUGUAGCGUCCGCACCUGCCCCUCCAACUGCCACGGACGCGGCCACUGUGAGGACGGGCGCUGCGUGUGCGACCCAGGCUACACCGGCCCCACCUGCGCCACUCGCGGCUGCCCCGCUGACUGCCGGGGUCGCGGGCGCUGUGUGCAGGGUGUGUGCGUGUGCCACGCGGGCUACCGCGGCGAGGACUGCGGGCAGGAGGAGCCUCCUGCCAGCGCCUGCCCUGGGGGCUGCGGGCCUCGGGAACUGUGCCAGGGGGGCCAAUGUGUGUGUGUGGAGGGCUUCCAAGGCCCUGACUGUGCCAUCCAGACGUGCCCAGGGGACUGCCGAGGCAGGGGAGAGUGUCACCAGGGCAGCUGUGUCUGCCAGCAUGGCUACGCAGGGGAGGACUGCGGGGAAGAGGUGCCAGCCAUUGAGGGCAUGAGGAUGCACCUUCUGGAGGAGACGACCAUUCGGACGGAGUGGACCCGGGCUCCUGGCCCCGUGGAUGCCUACGAAAUCCAGUUCAUCCCCACGACAGAGGGGGCGAGCCCCCCAUUCACCGCACGGGUGCCUAGCUCUGCCUCAGCCUAUGACCAGAGAGGACUGGCCCCCGGCCAGGAGUACCAGGUCACUGUCCGUGCCCUUCGCGGGACCAGCUGGGGCCCUCCUGCCUCCAAGACCAUCACCACUAUGAUCGACGGUCCCCAGGACCUCCGAGUGGUGGCUGUGACACCAACCACGCUGGAGCUCAGCUGGCUGCGUCCUCAGGCCGAGGUGGACCGAUUUGUGGUGUCCUAUGUCAGCGCUGGCAACCAGAGGGUGCGGCUGGAAGUGCCCCCUGAAGCAGACAGGACACUGCUGACUGACCUGAUGCCAGGCGUGGAGUAUGUGGUGACUGUCACAGCAGAGAGGGGCCGAGCAGUCAGCUACCCGACUUCUGUCAGGGCCAACACAGCACCUGGCCACUACAGUUACCCGGAGGUGCGCCCCCCAGCCCCGCCCCCCCAGCCCCGGCCCCGGCCCCGGCCGGCCCCAGCCCCGCGGCCCCCACAGCCCCCUCGGCCCUCGCGGCCCGCAGAGGAGGGGGAGGCGUCCGGGCCCGGGCCAAGCCUGCCCCAACCCCCGCGGCGGCCGUGGGGCAACCUGACGGCCGAGCUGGGCCGCUUCCGCGGCACGGUGCAGGACCUGGAGCGCCACCUGCGGGCUCACGGCUACCCACUGCGGGCCAACCAGACUUACGCGUCGGUGGCGCGCCACAUCCAUGAAUACUUGCAGCGGCGCCUGGCGGCCGCCGCCCCCGCCAGCUCCCCCGCCCCUCCGCCCCGUCGCCCCCAGCCCACCGCCAGCUCUGAUCCAGGCACCAGGAAGCGGGACUCCAACCAGGGCAUCUACGGCCUCUCGCCGGAAGGCGUCGACCGGGUGGCUGCGCCUCGCCACCCCAAGCCCGAGGUGCUGGGCAGUUCCGCCGACGGCGCGCUUCUCGUGUCUCUGGACGGGCUCCGCGGCCAGUUCGAGCGCGUGGUGCUGCGCUGGCGGCCGCAGCCGCCCGCAGAGGGCCCCGGCGCUGAGCUGACCGUGCCGGGCACCGCGCGCACCGUCAGCCUACCCGACCUCAAGCCCCGCACCACCUACCACGUGGAGGUCCACGGGGUGCGGGCGGGGCAGACCUCCAAGUCCUACGCCUUCAUCACCACCACAGGGUCCUCACCCCCAGGCCUCUUGGGGGCCACCGAUGAGCCUCCUCCCUCAGGCCCCUCAACGACCCAAGGGGCCCAGGCCCCUCUCCUGCAGCAGCGCCCCCAAGAACUGGGAGAGUUGAAGGUGCUGGGCAGAGACAAGACAGGGCGCCUCCAUGUGGCCUGGACUGCCCAGCCCAACACCUUUGCCCACUUCCAGCUGCACCUGCGGGUACCCGAGGGGCCAGGGACACACGAGGAACUGCUGCCAGGGGACGUCCGCCAGGCCCUGGUGCCCCCACCUCCUCCUGGGGCCCCCUACGAGCUGUCCCUUCGUGGGGUCCCCCCUGGGGGCAAGCCCUCUGACCCCAUCAUCUACCAAGGCAUUAUGGACAGGGAUGAGGAGAAGCCUGGGAAGCCCUCAGGUCCACCACGCCUGGGUGAGCUGACGGUGACGGACACGACCUCUGACUCCUUGUUUCUGCGCUGGACGGUCCCUGAGGGCGAGUUUGACUCCUUUGUGAUCCAGUACAAGGACAGGGACGGCCAGCCCCAGGUAGUGCCUGUGGAGGGGCUCCAGCGCUCGGCCCCCAUCACCUCCCUGGACCCGGGCCGCAAGUACAGAUUUGUCCUGUAUGGGCUCGUUGGCAAGAAGAGGCACGGCCCCCUGGUGGCUGAAGCCAAGAUCCUGCCUCAGAGUGACCCACGCCCAGGAACCCUACCCCGCCUGGGAAAGUUGUGGGUGACAGACCCUACGCCAGACUCGCUGCACCUCUCCUGGACCGUCCCCGAGGGCCAGUUCGACUCCUUCGUGGCCCAGUACAGGGACAGAGAUGGACGGCCCCAGGUGGUGCCUGUGGAAGGGCCUGAGCGUUCAGUCAUUAUCUCCCCGCUGGACCCUGGCCACAAGUACAGAUUCACUCUGUUUGGGAUUGCCAAGAAGAAGCGGUAUGGCCCCCUCACGGCUGAUGGCACCACUGCCCCAGAGAGGAAAGAGGAGCCUCCCCGUCCUGAAUCGCCCCAGCAGCCCCUCCUGGGGGAACUGACUGUGACCGGCGUGACCCCAGACUCGCUGCGCCUGUCAUGGACGGUGGCCCAGGGCCCCUUCAACUCCUUCAUGGUCCAGUACAAGGAUGCCCAGGGGCAGCCCCAGGAAGUGCCUGUCAAGGGGGAUGAGAACGAGGUCACCAUCCCCAGCCUGGAGCCCGACCGGAAGUAUAAGAUGAACCUCUACGGACUUCGUGGCAGGCAGCGUGUGGGGCCCGUGUCUUUGGUGGCCAAGACGGCUCCUCAGGAGAGUGUGGAGGAGACCCCCAGCCCCCCAGAACCCAGCACGGAGGCCCCAGAGCCCCUGGAGGAGCCGCUCCUGGGGGAGCUGACUGUGACAGCGUCAUCCCCGGACUCCCUGAGCCUCUCCUGGACCGUCCCCCAGGGCCACUUCGACUCCUUCAGCAUCCAGUACAAGGACAGGGACGGGCGGCCCCAGGCGGUGCGUGUCGGGGGUGAGGAGAGAGCGGUGACCGUGGGCGGCCUGGAGCCCGGGCGCAAGUACAAGAUGCACCUGUACGGGCUCCGCGAGGGGCUGCGCGUGGGCCCCGCCUCCGCCGUGGGCGUGACAGCCCCACAACAGGAAGUAGAGAACCCUCCUGCUACCCAGCCCCCACUGGAGCCGCGCCUGGGGGAGCUGACAGUGACAGAUGUCACCCCCAACUCUGUUGGCCUCCUGUGGACGGUCCCUGAGGGCCAGUUUGACUCCUUCGUGGUCCAGUACAAGGACAGUGACGGGCAGCCCCAGGUGAUGCCUGUGGCCACAGGCCAGCGGGAGGUCACCGUCUCCAACCUGGAGCCUGCACGAAAAUACAAGAUGAACUUUUACGGGCUCCAUGGCAGGCAACGAGUGGGCCCCCUCUCAGUGGUAGUGGUGACGGGCCCCCUCCCGCCAGCCCUUGCCACCGAGGCGUCUGAGCUCCUCCUGGAGCCCCGCCUGGGGGAGCUGACGGUGCUGGACACGAGCCCUGACUCCGUGGGCCUCUCCUGGACGGUCCCUGAGGGCGACUUCGACUCCUUCGUGGUCCAGUACAAGGACAGGGACGGGCAGCCCCAGGUGGUGCCGGUGGCCGCGGACCAGCGGGGGGUCACCGUCCCCGGCCUGGAGCCCUCCCGCAAGUACAAGUUCCUGCUCUUUGGGAUCCGCGAUGGGAAACGACACAGCCCAGUCUCUGUGGAGGUGAAGACAGCUGCCCGAGGCGACGCCAGCCCGGGGGCCCCGCCCCAGCUGGGGGAGCUGUGGGUGACGGACCCCACCUCGGACUCGCUGUGCCUCUCCUGGACAGUCCCCGAGGGCCAGUUCGACUCUUUUGUGGUCCAGUACAAGGACAAGGAUGGGCCCCAGGUGGUGCCCGUGGAGGGCCGCAAGCGCUCAGUCGCCAUCACCCCCCUGGGUCCCGGCCGCAAGUACAGAUUCCUCCUCUACGGCCUCCUGGGCAGGAAGCGCCACGGCCCCCUCACUGCCGAGGGCACCACGGAGGCCCGGACUGCUGCAGAUACUGGAACCAAGCACCCCCCAAAGCCCCGUCUGGGGGAGGAGCUGCAGGUGACCGGCGUGGCCCCGAACUCCGUGGGCCUCUCGUGGACCGUCCCCGAGGGCCAGUUUGACUCCUUUGUGGUCCAGUACAAGGACAGGGACGGGCAGCCCCAGGUGGUGCUGGUGGAGGGCAGCCUCAGGGAGGUCGGCGUCUCGGGCCUGGACCCCGCCCACAGGUACAAGCUGCUGCUCUACGGGCUGCGCGGUGGCAAGCGCGUGGGCCCCAUCUCUGCCACCGCCAGGACCGCUCCCAGAGAAGAAAUCGAAGCAGAGACCGCAGCCCCCACUCCUCCCGCAUCUGAGCCCCGCCUGGGGGAGCUGGCGGUGGAAGAGGCCACGCCACACUCGCUGCAUCUCUCCUGGGUGCCGCAGGGAGAGUUCGACUCCUUUGAGGUCCAGUACACAGAUAGAGAGGGGCGCCUCCAAGUGGUCGGCGCAGCGGGUGACGAGAAUGACGUCACGCUCUAUGGCCUGGAGUCCGGCCACAGAUACCUGGUGACCCUGUACGGUGUCCGUGAAGGGCAGCGCCUGGGUCCUGCCCACAUCGAGGCUCAGACAGUCCCCCAGGAGGAGGAAGAUGAGCCUUCAGAACCUCCCUCCAGGACCCCCGAGCUUCCCAGCAAGCCUCGCCUGGGGGAGCUGACCGUGACGGACGCCACCCCCGACUCCCUGAGCCUGACCUGGACGGUCCCCGAGGGCCAGUUUGACCACUUCCUGGUCCAGUACAAGAACGGGGAUGGGCAGCCCAAGGUGGUGCGGGUGCCAGGGCACGAGGACAGGAUCACCAUCUCAGGCCUGGAGCCAGACCACAAGUACAAGAUGAACCUGUAUGGCUUCCACGGGGGCCAGCGUGUGGGCCCCGUCUCUGCCGUCGGGGUGACGGCUGUGGAGGAAGAGACCGCUGCCCCCACAGAGGUGGAGGAGACCCCCAGCCCCCCAGAACCCAGCACGGAGGCCCCAGAGCCCCUGGAGGAGCCGCUCCUGGGGGAGCUGACUGUGACAGCGUCGUCCCUGGACUCCCUGAGCCUCUCCUGGACCGUCCCCCAGGGCCACUUCGACUCCUUCAGCAUCCAGUACAAGGACAGGGACGGGCGGCCCCAGGCAGUGCGUGUCGGGGGUGAGGAGAGAGCGGUGACUGUGGGUGGCCUGGAGCCCGGGCGCAAGUACAAGAUGCACCUGUACGGGCUCCGCGAGGGGCUGCGCGUGGGCCCCGCCUCCGCCGUGGGUGUGACAGCUCCAGAGGAUGAAGCCGAGGCCACACAACUGGUGCCCUCCAGGACCCCCGAGCCUCCCAGCAAGCCUCGCCUGGGGGAGCUGACCGUGGCAGACGCCACCCCCGACUCCCUGAGCCUGACCUGGACGGUCCCCGAGGGCCAGUUUGACCACUUCCUGGUCCAGUACAAGAACGGGGACGGGCAGCCCAAGGUGGUGCGGGUGCCGGGGCACGAGGACAGGGUCACCAUCUCAGGCCUGGAGCCAGACCACAAGUACAAGAUGAACCUGUACGGCUUCCACGGGGGCCAGCGCGUGGGCCCCGUCUCUGCCAUCGGGGUGACGGCUGUGGAGGAAGAGACCGCUGCCCCCACAGAGGUGGAGGAGACCCCCAGCCCCCCAGAACCCAGCACGGAGGCCCCAGAGCCCCUGGAGGAGCCGCUCCUGGGGGAGCUGACUGUGACAGCGUCGUCCCCGGACUCCCUGAGCCUCUCCUGGACCGUCCCCCAGGGCCACUUCGACUCCUUCAGCAUCCAGUACAAGGACAGGGACGGGUGGCCCCAGGCAGUGCGUGUCGGGGGUGAGGAGAGAGCGAUGACCGUGGGCGGCCUGGAGCCCAGGCGCAAGUACAAGAUGCACCUGUACGGGCUCCGCGAGGGGCUGCGCGUGGGCCCCGCCUCCGCCGUGGGUGUGACAGCCUCCCUGCCCACUCGGGCCCCCGUGGAGCCCCGCCUGGGGUCACUGGCUGUGGCCGAGGUGACCGCGGACACCGUGCGCCUGCGGUGGACGGUGGCCCAGGGCCCCUUCGACUCCUUCCUUGUGCAGUACAGGGAUGCGCAGGGCCAGCCCCACACAGUGCCCGUGAGCAGCGACCUCCGCACGGUCACCGUCUUGGGGCUGGGCCCGGCCCGCAAGUACAAGUUCCUGCUCUUUGGGCUCCAGGAUGGGAAACGCCACGGCCCGGUCCCUGUGGAGGCGAAGACGGCCCCAGACGCGAAGCCCUCGCCCCGCCUGGGGGAGCUGACGGUGCUGGACGCGAGCCCUGACUCCGUGAGCCUCUCCUGGACGGUCCCUGAGGGCGACUUCGACUCCUUCGUGGUCCAGUACAAGGACAGGGACGGGCAGCCCCAGGUGGUGCCGGUGGCCGCGGACCAGCGGGGGGUCACCGUCCCUGGCCUGGAGCCCUCCCGCAAGUACAAGUUCCUGCUGUUCGGCCUGGCAGGCCACCAGCGGCUGGGCCCCGCCUCUGCCGAGGCCACCACAGCGCCCCUGGAGCAGGAGCCGCAGCCCCUUCCCCGCCUGGGGGAGCUGACCGUGGACGAGGAGACCCCAGACUCGCUGCGCCUGUCGUGGACGGUGGCCCAGGGCCCCUUUGACUCCUUUGUGGUCCAGUACAAGGACAAAAACGGGCAGCCCCGGUUGGUGCCUGUGGCCGCAGACCAGCAUGAGGUCUCCGUAGAGGACCUGGGGCCUGGCAGGAGAUACAAGUUCCUGCUCUAUGGGCUCCUCAGAGGAAAACGCCUGGGCCCCGUGUCUGUCCUGGGAAUGACAGCCCCAGAAGAGGACGCACCAGGGCCAGAGCCCCCCAAGGCCCCCGAAGAGCCCCGCCUAGGGGUGCUGGCAGUGACUGACACAGCCCCAGACUCUAUACGCCUCUCGUGGACUGUGGCACGGGGGCCCUUUGAUUCCUUCGUGGUCCAGUAUGAGGACACAGACGGGCAGCCCCAGGCCUUGCUCGUGGACGGUGACCAGAGCAAGGUCCUCGUCUCAGGCCUGGAGCCCAGCACCCCCUACAAGUUCUUCCUCUAUGGCCUGCGCGCAGGGCAGCGCCUGGGGCCCGUCGCCACCGAGGGCACCACAGGGCCGGCUCCUGCUGGUCAGACGCCAGGGGAGCCAGGGCCCCGCCUGUCCCAGCUCUCCGUGACCGAUGUGACCACCAGUUCAGUGAGGCUCAACUGGGAAGCCCCCCCUGGGGCCUUCGACUCCUUCCUGCUCCGAUUUGGGGUCCCGUCACCCAGCACCCUGCAGCCACGCCCGCGUCCUCCCCUGCAGCGGGAGCUGGCGGUGCCAGGGACACGGCGCUCAGCUGUGCUCCGGGACCUGCGUCCGGGGACCCUGUACAGCCUGACGCUGUACGGGCUGCGCGGGCCGCACAAGGCGGACAGCAUUCAGGGCUCCGCCCACACCCUCAGCCCAGUUCUGGAGAGCCCCCAAGAUCUCCAGUUCAGCGAAAUUGGGGAGACCUUAGCCAAGGUCAGCUGGAUGCCCCCACCAUCCAGGGUGGACAGCUUCAAAGUCUCCUACCAGCUGGCGGAUGGAGGGGAGCCACAGAGCGUGCAGGUGGACGGCCGGACCUGGACCCAGACACUCCAGGGGCUGACCCCAGGUGCUCGCUACGCGGUGACUGUGGUCUCCGUCCGUGGCUUUGAGGAGAGUGAGCCUCUCACAGGCUUCCUCACUACGGUUCCUGAUGGCCCCACCCAGCUGCGUGCACUGAACUUGACCGAGGACUCCGCCUUGCUGCACUGGAAGCCCCCCCAGAAUCCCGUGGACACAUACGACGUCAGGGUUACGGCCCCUGGGGCCCCGCCUGUGCAGGGCUCGGCCCCGGGCAGCGUGGAAGACUACUUGCUGCACCGCCUCCUGCCCCACACCAACUACACGGCGACCGUGCAGGGCCUUCGGGGCCCCAACCUCACCUCCCCGGCCAGCAUUACCUUCACCACAGGGCUAGAGGCCCCCCAGGACUUGGAGGCCAAGGAAGUGACCCCCCGCACGGCCCUGCUCACUUGGACUGAGCCCCAAGUCCCGCCCACAGGCUACCUGCUCAGCUUUGACACACCUGGGGGACAGACCCAGGAGAUCCUGCUCCCCAGAGGGGUCACCUCUCACCAGCUCCUUGGCCUCUUUCCCUCCACCCCCUACAGCGCACAGCUCCGGGCCAUGUGGGGCGAGAGCCUCACGCCGCCCGUGUCCACCUCCUUCGCCACGGGUGGACUGCAGAUCCCCUUCCCCAGGGACUGUGGGGAGGAGAUGCAGAACGGGGCCAGCACCUCGAGGCCCACCACCAUCUUUCUCAGCGGCAACCGCGAGCAGCCCCUGAACGUGUUUUGCGACAUGGAGACUGAUGGCGGCGGCUGGCUGGUGUUCCAGCGCCGUGUAGACGGACAGACCGACUUCUGGAGGGACUGGGAAGAGUAUGCCCAUGGUUUUGGGAACAUCUCCGGGGAGUUCUGGCUGGGCAACGAGGCCCUGCACAGCCUGACAAAGGCAGGGGACUACUCCAUGCGUGUGGACCUGCGGGCUGGAGACGAGGCCGUGUUCGCCCAGUACGACUCCUUCCGAGUGGACUCAGCUGCUGAGUACUACCGCCUCCACCUGGAGGGCUACCACGGCACCGCGGGGGACUCCAUGAGCUACCACAGCGGCAGUGUCUUUUCUGCCCGUGACCGAGACCCCAACAACUUGCUCAUCUCCUGCGCUGUCUCCUACCGAGGGGCCUGGUGGUACAGGAACUGCCACUAUGCCAACCUCAACGGGCUCUACGGGAGCACAGUGGACCACCAGGGAGUGAGCUGGUACUCCUGGAAGGGCUUCGAGUUCUCCGUGCCCUUCACGGAAAUGAAGCUGAGACCAAGAAGCUUUCGGUCCCCAGCAGGAGGAGGCUGAGCUGCUGCCCGCCUCUCGCACCCCAGUGUGACUGCCGAGCACCGAGGGGUGGCCCAGGGAAGAGCCAGGGCCCGCCUUCGCCGCCCGGCCACCAGAGGAGCCUUCUCUGCCAGCGAUCUCACAGCACCACGUUUACAGCGCGGAGGGGAGGGUUUUGUAUGGGAGCAAUAAAAGAGAAACUGAGG